AUGGAAGAAGAAGAACUCUGCUUUCCAAAACUCCUCAACUCUUCCUGCAAAAAGCUAAAGCAUUCUCACUCUGAAACUUUGCUCAUUUCCUUUCUAUUGUGCUUCAUUUCUCUCAUCACUGUAACCCUGAAUCUGCUGGUUAUCAUAUCCAUCUCUCAUUUCAGGCAGCUCCACAAUCCCACCAACUUCAUUCUUCUGUCUCUGGCUGCCUCAGAKGUCUGUGUGGGGCUUCUUCUUUUGUUUCAGAUGAUGACCGCGGAUGGCUGCUGGUAUUUUGGGGACUUUGUGUGUAUUCUUUAUUAUGUUUUGGACAUAAUUAUCAGCUCUAUGUCAGUAGGAAACAUGGUGCUCAUAUCAGUUGACCGCUAUGUAGCUAUUUGUGAUCCUCUCCAUUAUCGCACCAAAAUCACCYAGAAACGAGUCCAGGUGUGCGUUUCCCUGUUCUGGAUCAGUUGUCUGCUCUAUGCCAUCGUGUUGUUGAGGAACAAUUUGAAGCCAGGCAGAUUUAACUCCUGCUCAGGGGAGUGUGUGAUUCUUGUUGGUUUAAAUGAACAGAUUGUGGAUCUUAUUUUUAUCCUCAUCAUCCCUGUCGCUGUCAUCGUGGUUCUGUACGUGAGAGUGUUUGUGGUGGUUGUGACUCAGGUUCAGGCCAUGAGGUCUCCUGCUCCAGCUGCCACACACCAGCGAUCUGACAGAGUCAUGAUUCACAAAUCAGAGAUAAAAGCAGCUGUGACUCUAGGCGUCGUUGUGGUUGUGUUUCUGGUGUGCCUGUGCCCAUAUUACUGUGUUGUACUUAUUAAUCGCGAUGCUAUCCUCAAUACUGUAUCCACUGCCUUUGUCUUGUGUCUGUUUUAUUUUAAUUCCUGCCUUAACCCUCUGAUUUAUGCAUUUUUCUAUUCCUGGCUCAGAAAAGCUAUUAGAGCUAUUGUUACGCUUCAGAUCUUACAGUCUGGAUCGUCUGAUGCCAGCCUGCUGUGA
Poecilia reticulata (guppy) is the source of this 978-nucleotide messenger RNA. Its product is annotated as trace amine-associated receptor 8a-like. Gene Ontology annotation, molecular function: trace-amine receptor activity. Gene Ontology annotation, cellular component: membrane. The record is from RefSeq and is a predicted model, not a curated record. Gene Ontology annotation, biological process: G protein-coupled receptor signaling pathway. Lineage: Eukaryota; Metazoa; Chordata; Actinopteri; Cyprinodontiformes; Poeciliidae.